This is a messenger RNA of Dromaius novaehollandiae (emu), 1092 nucleotides long. Its product is annotated as prolactin-releasing peptide receptor-like. The record is from RefSeq and is a predicted model, not a curated record. Gene Ontology annotation, biological process: G protein-coupled receptor signaling pathway. Gene Ontology annotation, cellular component: plasma membrane; neuron projection. The transcript has a single exon. Bases 1 to 1092 code for a protein of 363 amino acids. Gene Ontology annotation, molecular function: neuropeptide Y receptor activity; neuropeptide binding. Lineage: Eukaryota; Metazoa; Chordata; Aves; Casuariiformes; Dromaiidae.
AUGGCUUACAGUCAGCUCUCAAAUGAUUCGUGGCAGAACAGCUCAGCGCUUCUGUUCACUGGCCUGGACCUCCUCUUGGAGCUGAAACCGCUCUUCAUCCCCCUCUAUGCCACCCUGGUGACAGUGGCGUGUGUAGGGAACCUCUUCCUCAUCCUUCUCAUUGCUCUCACCAAGAAGCUGCACUGCACCACUAAUUUCCUGAUAGGGAACCUGGCUGUGGCUGACUUCAUCAUGUGCCUCGCCUGCGUCCCACUGACCGUGUCCUAUGCCUUCGAGAUCCGGGGCUGGCUCUUUGGGAUGUUCAUGUGCUACUUUGUCACCUUGAUGCAGGCUGCCACGGUGUUUGUGUCAGUGCUGUCUCUCACUGCUAUCGCAGUGGACCGGUAUGUUGUUGUUGCUUACCCCAUUCGCAGAAGGAUAAGCCGCAAGUCCUGCGUCUGCAUCGUUGCCUUCAUUUGGUUACUCUCUAUUGUGGCCUCCGUUCCCACUUCGCUGCACACCCACUACCUGGAUCUCAACAAGAUUGGCCAUGACAUGAUCAUCUGCGAAGAGUUCUGGAAGCACGAAGAGAGAGAGAGGCUGCUGUACUCGUGCUUGAUGCUCCUCUUGUCCUACAUGCUCCCACUUUUGGCAGUAUCGAUCUCUUUCUGUGCCAUUUCCUACCACCUCCGGAAGAGAAAUAUCCCAGGUGCUGCCUACCCCUGCCAAGACAAAUGGACCAAAACGAAGCAGAAGACCUUCCGGGUGCUCACCGUAUCAGUGGUGUGCUUUGCUAUCUGCUGGCUGCCUCUCCAGGUGGUAAACUUCAUCAGAGACAUUGAUGAGGAAUUCACCAUCCUGGACAAGAGGUACGUGAACGUCAUCCAAGUCUCGUGUCACUUCAUUGCCAUGAGCUCUGCCUGCUACAACCCUUUCAUCUACGCUUCCCUCCACGAGAAAUUCCGAUUCCACCUUAGCAACUACUUUUACCGCAAGAAGAAGAGCUCCAGCAUUAUGUCUUGCAAGGCAUCUCGACUCAAUACCUGCUCCACCCUGGCAGAUGCUCCUACAGGGUUCUCAGAUAAGAUAGCUUUGCAAACUAGACUCUCUUAA